GAUGAACUUGUCAAAUUAAAGUAUGGAGAAACUUGUUUCAAAUUGGUACAAGGUUGGAUCUGUGCCUGAGAAUUACAUAUUUCCACAAGAAACAAGGCCAGGGAACCUCCAUGUUCCUAUGAUAGGUGAAGGCAUUCCAGUGAUUGAUCUUAGUGAAGCUGAUCGUUCACUUACAAUUCAGAAAAUUCUCAAGGCUUCUCAAGACUUUGGGUUUUUUCAGGUGAUCAAUCAUGGGGUUCCGGAGCGUCUAAUGGAAGAAACGAUGAGAGUGUUGAAGGAGUUCUUUGAGUUGGCAGAUGGGGCAAAGCAACAUUUGUAUAGUGAGGAUUUCAAGAGCGAUUGCGUUCUGUUUACGAGCUGUAUGAAUUAUGGCAAUGAGAAGGUUCAUCAAUGGCGUGAUUUUUUGAAGCAUUCAUGCCAUCCUCUGCACAAGUGGCAGCAUUUUUGGCCGGAAAACCCACCUCGAUACCGGGAGAUUGUUGGGGCAUGUUCAGCUGAAGUUAAGAAACUGACUGGCAGGAUCUUGGGGCUGAUCGGUGAAGGACUUGGCUUGAAAAAUGGAUAUUUUGACGACGACCUCACUGAACGUGUCAUCCUCAGUGCUCAUCAAUACCCACCAUGUCCGGAUCCCAGUUUGACUCUUGGAACACGUGUCCACGUUGAUGCUAACAUCAUUACCAUUCUCAUCCAAGACCACGUGUACGGCCUUCAAAUCUUCAAGGAUGACACGUGGCUCGGUGUUCCCCCUAAUCCCCAUGCAUUUGUCGUCAACAUUGGCGCCUUCCUGCAGGUAAUAAGUAAUGAUAAACUAAAAAGUGUGAAACAUAGAGUUGUGACAAAUACAAACAAGUUUCGAGCAUCAGCUGGAUUUUUUGUGACUGCUUUGGAUGAUAGUAUCAUAAAACCAGCCGAAGCAAUUAUUGACGAUAAACUCAAUCCAGCCGUCUACAAACCCUUCACAGCUAAGGAUUUUAUUUCUCACUAUUUCAAAAGUGAUGGUGACGUAGGAGCAACUUAUAAUCAUUUCAAAGCAUAACACCAAGCUUGAUCAUGGAUGAGAGAAGAAUUCAAAAUAAUUAAAAGGGAUUCAGAUGUGAUCUAAUUUUUCUUAUUAAAGUACUUUUUAAGUUAAUUUGUAAACUUUAAAUGCAUCCAUGAAUGAGUAUGAUUACUUUAUGUUUAA
Messenger RNA from Prosopis cineraria, 1183 nucleotides. Its product is annotated as hyoscyamine 6-dioxygenase-like. NCBI's taxonomy places the organism in Eukaryota, Viridiplantae, Streptophyta, Magnoliopsida, Fabales, Fabaceae. The transcript has 4 exons. Bases 23 to 1036 code for a protein of 337 amino acids. The record is from RefSeq and is a predicted model, not a curated record.